Molecule: messenger RNA, 764 nt
Organism: Macrobrachium nipponense
Lineage: Eukaryota; Metazoa; Arthropoda; Malacostraca; Decapoda; Palaemonidae
Exons: 7
Coding region: 1-699 (232 amino acids)
Source: RefSeq, a predicted model, not a curated record
AUGCCCAUACCUGCUGAUGUCCAGUCCCCUGUUCGUGGUGGUACUACCCCAGACUUUGGUCUGCUUUUAGCAGAUGAAGUUAAUUCUCGUGAAGAACUUUCAUGGGUGACAGCAUCUACCUCCCUCAUGGUUCCCUUACUUUUUAUUAUAUCAGUAUGCAAAGAGAAAAGCCGGCGAACUGGAAAGACGAAUUCUGUUGGCGAGGAUGAUGAUGAAUCAGAAGAAGCUGUGAAAAAAGGAAGGAGGAGAAAUGACCUUAUGGUAUAUGUUAAUGACUUGGAUGGUAAAAGUGCUAUGCCCCCCUUUAACAGAAAGGACCUAGAUGGGGAGGAAGUCGGGGAUUUCCUUUCUUCAUUGAUGGACCAAGAACUUAACACAGAAAUAUGUGAUCAGUCAGAAGAUGAAAUUGGUCGCCACCUCUGUCAGUUUUUCAAACUAUGUUCUGAUGGCAAUUCAAAUCAGGUACUAGAAGAGAUCUCAAAGAUGCCCAAUGUUAGUAUAGGAUCAUGCAAUGUUCAAGAAGAAUCUUCAGAAAUGUGUGGAGAGGUUUCCAGUAUGGCAGAAGACGUAUCUGGGUUGCAGUUGAACGAGGACGGCUGUGAGGAGCCACCGAGAGAAUUAUCAGAGUUGGAGAAGCAGCAGCUACAAGAUGAAGCAGAUGGCUGGACCGUAAAAAGAAAAGGAAAUAAGAAAAGAUAGGGUUUAUUAUAUAUCGUAUAUAAAAAUAUUUUAUCUAUUUAUUAUCAAUAAGAUGUUGUAAUUCA